UCACUUACAGUUGGGUUAGGUUACGUGUGACAGUGCUGCUGCUAACGCUGUUUAAUUCAUUUGCCUGGCAGGAAUUUGUUUUAUAGCUGCAUGCAAAGCUAAAACGAAGUGCUGCUACCGCCACCUUCUUUCUACCUGUUUUGCCGUUAUGAUUGCAACUAUGCGGGCAAUUCAAAUUAUGACACGCAGCUUCUGCGAAACGUGCUUGCUUCUAGUGAUAGUCAUGAGCGACUUAACUAAUGGCGGCGUUUCGGGACCUCUAGAUACAUAUAAUGAUUUUGAGGAAAUAUCCACGACAACCACUACAACCUUCCCGCCGUACACACAUCCCCAAUGGAUUGAACCGUAUUUUGAUCCUACAACGCCGCGCAAUGUUACGGCUUUAAUGGGCAAGUCGGCGUAUCUGAGUUGUCGUGUUCGUAAUUUGGGAAAUAAAACAGUCUCUUGGAUAAGACAUCGUGAUAUUCAUAUUUUAACUGUCGGCUCGUAUACGUACACAUCAGAUUUACGUUUUCAGGCAACACAUCAUCACGAUUCGGAUGAUUGGACAUUGCAAAUCAAAUGGACGCAAAAACGUGAUGCUGGCAUGUAUGAAUGUCAAAUAUCCACCCAGCCUGUUAGAAGUUAUUUUGUGAAUCUUAAUGUUGUGGUGCCAACGGCAACCAUCCUUGGUGGACCUGACCUUCAUGUUGACAAAGGCAGCACAAUAAAUCUAACAUGUACAGUUAAAUUUAGCCCGGAACCACCAGCCUACAUAUUUUGGUAUCAUCACGAGGAGGUCAUUAAUUAUGAUUCAUCGAGAGGCGGCGUAUCAGUUAUAACGGAGAAGAGUGAUGUAACAAUAUCAUUUCUGCUGAUACAAAAUGCCGAUUUAGCCGAUUCUGGUAAAUAUUCAUGUGCACCUUCAAAUGCAGAUGUUGCCAGUGUACGUGUACAUGUUCUUAAUGGUAAACAUGGUAAACAACUACGCUAG
Calliphora vicina (urban bluebottle blowfly) is the source of this 973-nucleotide messenger RNA. RefSeq names its product kin of IRRE-like protein 2. The record is from RefSeq and is a predicted model, not a curated record. The transcript has 6 exons. Gene Ontology annotation, biological process: synapse organization. The coding region runs from base 149 to 973 and encodes 274 amino acids. Gene Ontology annotation, cellular component: neuron projection membrane. NCBI's taxonomy places the organism in Eukaryota, Metazoa, Arthropoda, Insecta, Diptera, Calliphoridae.